Nelumbo nucifera (sacred lotus) is the source of this 2302-nucleotide messenger RNA. RefSeq names its product lipid transporter. Gene Ontology annotation, cellular component: endoplasmic reticulum membrane. Gene Ontology annotation, biological process: dolichol-linked oligosaccharide biosynthetic process; glycolipid translocation. Lineage: Eukaryota; Viridiplantae; Streptophyta; Magnoliopsida; Proteales; Nelumbonaceae. The record is from RefSeq and is a predicted model, not a curated record.
UACGUUGGGUCUCCUCUCGCCCCUUCCUCACUGACGUCGUAAGCCACGGUUCUUCUUCAGUAGUUCCUUCCAACGACGACACAGCCAGUUAAUGCCGGAGCAGGAAACGACACUCUGUAACAUCCGCGAUAGAGCACGACAAUCAGCGUGCAGUGUUUGAGGUGGAGAAGCAAUGAGAGUUGAGAGAGACUAGCUUGUAGCCCGUUUGGCGCAGUUGACUUCCAGGCUCCAAUCAAGGCCGGUCUCUCUGUUACUUCAAAAUCUCGGUGCUUUGUUGGUUUAAGUACUAUUUGAGAUGUCAAAUAAAUCAGUUCCAUCCCGACCGGUCGGAGGUGGCGAUCGUACUAAUCUCGCUCGCACUUUCAAGUAUCUUAUGGCGACUCAGUUCUUAUCAAGAGGAAUCCCUUUUAUUUUCAACUCAUGGAUUGUGAGACAUCUUACGGAGAAGGACUACGCGCUUUAUGCUGUUCAGUUUCAUCUUCUCAUUACAAGUAUCUUGUUCCUUAGUCGGGAGGGCUUUCGGCGAGCAUGCAUGAGGACAGAUAUUAGAUGUGGUGGUGCACAGAUGCAAGAAAAUGCUGCAAAGAUAUUAAAAGUAGCUUGGAUGACUUUUCCAAUUGGAGUUUUUGUCACAUUUGCAGCCUGUGUGCUUGUCUUCUGGUGGCAAGCACUAGAAUUUUCUGAUCCAUAUGGACAAGCUAUCCUGAUUCAUGGAUUUGCAUGCAUAUUAGAGUUAUUGGCGGAACCUCUUUAUAUUCUUUCUCAGAAUCUGCACCUCCUUGAUUUGCGCCUGAUAGUUGAAACUACUGCAACACUUUUACGUUGCAUUACGACCUAUCUCCUCAUUGCCAAGCAAACUAAUAUGGAAAAGGAGAUAGUAUUUGCUUUGUCACAGACUGCUUAUGGAGCCUGUAUACUAUUGGGAUACUGGGGUUAUUUUCUUCGUUUUCAUGUAGUUAGAAGCUCUGACCUUUUUCCUUUCAGAACGAGAAAUAUGAUGGAUCAUGAUAGGGACCUUUCACAUAUGUGUAUGCUAUUUACUUCUCAAUCUGUCCGAAAAUUGAUUCUUCAAGAAGGGGAAAAGCUGAUUCUUGUUUGGUUUGAUACACCUUAUAACCAAGCUGUAUAUGGGCUUGUAGACAAGUUAGGUAGCUUAGUUGUGAGAUUGGUGUUUCUUCCUUUUGAAGAAAGUUCCUACACUACAUUUGCAAGGUUUGCAUCAGGAACAUCCCCUGAUAAGCAAAUGAAGCUAGCAAGUUCACUUACUCAAGCUCUAAAGCUUGUUUUGUUAAUUGGUUUUCUGGUUAUGGGAUUUGGUCCAAGUUACUCCUAUGUCCUCAUUAGAGUGCUAUAUGGUAGGAAAUGGAGUGAUGGAGAAGCUUCAACUGCCCUCGGUUAUUAUUGCUUCUAUGUCAUUGUUCUGGCUAUGAAUGGAACAUCUGAAGCAUUUCUACAUGCGGUGGCAACCGAGAGCCAACUCAAGAGCUCAAAUGAUUUCUUGCUCAUUUCCUCUGGGAUUUAUGUAGGACUGAACGUCCUGCUUAUACGCUUGGCUGGUGCAAAUGGGUUAAUUGCUGCUAAUUCAUUAAAUAUGAUAAUGAGGAUUAUGUACUCUGCAGUAUUUAUUAAGCGUCAUUUCCAGGAUUCUUCAUUUUCUUUCCACUCUUGCUUUCCUUCUGGUUGGGUAGUUUUACUUCUUUCAGGUGUCAUCACUUUCAUUUCUAAGAGAAUAUUCCUAGAUCCAGAAAACUUCUGGCCAACCUUGUUCAUUCACUUCACCGUUGGACUGACAUGCUUCUGCAUAUCUGCCAUAAUUAUAUAUCGCAAUGAGAGACCUUUCAUCAACAAAAUCAUCCGUUUUCGUGACCAUGUGGAGUGAGAAAAGGCCGACUUUUCUUUGAACCCAGCUGGUUUAUUUCCUAGGCCCAACAAUUCAAUGAUUCAUUGAGCAAAUAUAUUUAUUUCUGGGAUCUGAUCCCAGCUGACAACAAGCUUCGCAAGAAUAUUGUUGCUAAGGUGGUAUUUCCUUCUAAGAUUGGAUCUGAACAUCUCAGCAUAUCGGUAGAUUCCAGUUAAGAUUCAAGGAACAUUUUGAAUAUGCAGAUCAUAAGCUUCUACUUUUUUUCUUUCCUGAUGGAAAUUCAGAAACUUGUAACGUUGUCACUUUUAUUGGAUAUAUCUUGCCAUGAAGGACAAGGGAAAUGUUCCAAUGCACAAUUGCAAUUGCAAUGGUUGAUUAAGACAUUUGUUUGGACCAAAUUUAAAAUAUUAAUACACCCCUGUGUAUCGGUACUUAAAAUGA